Scaptodrosophila lebanonensis is the source of this 1605-nucleotide messenger RNA. Its product is annotated as prolyl 4-hydroxylase subunit alpha-2-like. Gene Ontology annotation, biological process: peptidyl-proline hydroxylation to 4-hydroxy-L-proline. Gene Ontology annotation, molecular function: L-ascorbic acid binding; iron ion binding; procollagen-proline 4-dioxygenase activity. Lineage: Eukaryota; Metazoa; Arthropoda; Insecta; Diptera; Drosophilidae. The transcript has 8 exons. Gene Ontology annotation, cellular component: endoplasmic reticulum. The record is from RefSeq and is a predicted model, not a curated record. Bases 1 to 1548 code for a protein of 515 amino acids.
AUGCAACGCAUUAUGCUAGUAUUAACCAUUAGUUUAAUUUUGGUAGCACUUCAUGGGUCGGACAGCCAAAAAUUGACCAGCAAACGCGAGCCUGAACAAUCGCAUGCCGGAUCUAUUGCCGAGUUAGUUUAUAUGUUAAAGUUAAAAGCAUUGUUGCUUUUGUUUUUACAAAAAUACAUGUGGGAGCUGCAAAAUAAAUUGACUAUGGUGUAUGGUGCGCUAGAACAUAUGAAAGCACAGCUAAAUAUGCAUGAGCAAAACGCAAUUUCAGAAUUUUCGCCUUUCAUUAGAUAUGCCAUGCUACGACAUUUAACUAUGGACUGGCCCCAGUGGCUUACUUUUAUGAAAAACCUGGAAAUAGAAGCCAUUCGGGAAGAUCUACAACAUUAUCGACGCUAUUGCCCCACAAAGAAAGACCUUGCAGAUGGAGCAGAGUCCAUAUUACGAAUUGUAGACACCUAUAAACUAAGACCUCAAGAUGUUGCUAAUGGUCUGCUCUUUGGCAAACAAUACGACGCAACAUUCACUGCCGUGGACUGCUAUGCUUUGGGCCAAUAUGCCAAUAGCAACGAAUACUACGAAAUCGCUUCGCAGUGGUUUCGGCUUGGUACUGUCACAAGCCCCUACACGCCGUGGCCCGAACUACUCGGUUUUGGUCGAACACGAUGCUGGCAGGCCUAUGCAGCAAGUCUAUUGCAAAUAAACAGAAACGCAGACGCUUGGAGUGCUCUAGGAAAGGCCUUGAGCAUGGCUCCACACGAUAUUGGUCUAUAUAGGCAGUGGCAGCACGUAAAGUCUCAAAUAUUUGUACGAAAAAAUUCAACAGCUAAGAAAUAUGAUUUCAAUUUUGAAACGUUUAGAAGCUUGUGUCGGGGUGAGCUUGUCCAUGUACCCGAACUGCAUUGUCAUUACUACUAUGGAACAUCAAUUGAGGAAUCAUUUUUAUGGCUGGCACCCUUUAAAGUUGAGCCACUGUACCUGGAUCCGUAUGUGGCAGUUUAUCAUGAUGUAAUAUAUGAAAGCGAAAUUGAAGAGAUAAAAGAGCUAUCGAUGCCCAAUCUAGAAGCUAGUGAAACUAUUGUAACUUCGAAGGCUCCGCUCUCAGAUCGUGUAUCAAAAGGAGCGUUCCUAACGCACGAUGCGGGAAUAUAUACCGCAAGGAUUAUGCAGCGCAUUACCGAUAUGACAGGCCUUUCGAUGAAGGGUAGGGAUCUGCUGUACGUGCUUAAUUAUGGACUUGGUGGUUGCUAUGGACCGCAUAAAGAUUACUUUGACGGAGAAGACGCUUUCAACAAUAAUCGCAUUGCUACCGUCCUUUUCUAUCUCAAUAAUGUGCCGCGGGGAGGUUCAACUGUAUUUACCUACCUAAAUUUGACAGUUGUUCCAAAAAAAGGAAGCGCCAUUUAUUGGCAUAACAUGGACAAGAAAUUGAAUGUUGAUCCAAGAGCUGAGCAUGGCGGCUGCCCCGUGAUAUUCGGGUCCAAAUGGGUUGCAACGAAAUGGGUGAACAAUAUAGAGCAACCAUUUAGAUGGCCCUGUAUGGCGUAGAAAGAAUCAAUAAAAGAUUUGAUUGCAGUUUCAACGAAUUCUGGAACCAACCGCCUC